Chanos chanos (milkfish) is the source of this 1804-nucleotide messenger RNA. It is a transcript of the gene vat1, whose product is annotated as vesicle amine transport 1. Gene Ontology annotation, biological process: negative regulation of mitochondrial fusion. The record is from RefSeq and is a predicted model, not a curated record. Gene Ontology annotation, molecular function: oxidoreductase activity; zinc ion binding. The transcript has 6 exons. NCBI's taxonomy places the organism in Eukaryota, Metazoa, Chordata, Actinopteri, Gonorynchiformes, Chanidae. The coding region runs from base 247 to 1713 and encodes 488 amino acids. Gene Ontology annotation, cellular component: mitochondrial outer membrane.
CCUCCCUGUCUCUCUCUUUCUCUCCCUCGCGCUCACACAUUCGCGCCGUCAGGCAACAUUUAGACAAUAAAAGGAAAGAAAAACCGUUUGCGCUUCCACUCGUACACGUCGCUCACCAACAGGCUACGUCAUUUACUAGGACAGAAAAGUGCACGAAUUUAAGUAAAAUCGAACAAAUCUGAGGUUUUAUUUUUACUGUUCGCUGCCGUUUUCUCUUUAGUGCCCGCACCCAAACCAACUCCGACCAUGUCCGGCGAAGACGCACCUGCCCAGCAGCAGAACGCCGACGAGCAAAAGCAACAGCAAGACGCAAAGAAACCCGCAGCCGAAGAACCGCAGACCGAGAACAAGCCAGACCCGCCACCGGCCAGCGCUGCCACCGAAGCCGCCGCCUCCCCAGCGGCAGCGGAGAAAGCCCCAGAGGAAGACACGUACAGCUACCGGGCCCUGGUGCUGACCGGCUACGGCGGCUAUGACAAGGUGAAGCUGCAGGUGAAGAAAGGAAAGCCAGCCCUUAAGGCCGGCGAGGUGAUGGUGCGCGUGAAGAUGUGCGGGCUGAACUUCGCCGAUUUGAUGGCCCGCCAGGGGCUUUACGACGCGAUGCCGUCGCCCCCGGUGACCCCCGGGAUGGAGUGUUCUGGAAUAAUCGAAGCGGUGGGAGAAGAAGUAACGGAUAGAAAAGCUGGCGAUAAGGUUCUGGUCCUGAACCGGUGCGGGUUGUGGCAGGAGGUUGCCGUGGUAGCAGCCGAUCACACGUUUCUGAUGCCGGAGGGGAUGAGCUUUGAGGAGGCUGCAGCCCUGCCUGUCAACUACAUCACUGCCUACAUGAUGCUCUUUGACUUCGGCCACCUGCGACCCAACCAGAGUGUCCUCAUUCACAUGGCCGCAGGAGGAGUUGGCAUUGCUGCCACCCAGCUGUGUAAGACAGUAAAAGACGUGACGGUGUUUGGGACUGCGUCGGCCAGUAAGCAUGAGACCAUCACGGCGGGCGGAGUCACCCACGCCAUCGACUACAGGACAAAGGAUUACGUCGAGGAGGUCCGCAAGACCAGUCCUAAAGGUUUGGACAUUGUUCUGGAUCCUCUUGGUGGAGCUGACACACACAAGGGCUAUAACCUAUUAAAACCAAUGGGAAAACUCAUCAGCUACGGUGCUGCCAACAUGCUAGCGGGUCAGAAGAAGAACCUGUUUGCCGUGGCCAGGAACUGGUACCAGCAAUUCUCCGUCCACACCAUGAGCCUGGUCCAAGGGAACCGCUCGGUCUGCGGGUUCCACCUGGGUCACCUGGGCUCAGAGAUAGAACUGAUCACCGAGGCGAUGAACAGCAUCCUGGACCUGUACCGCCAGGGCAAGGUUAAACCCCGCAUAGACUCCACUUAUCACCUCGAACAGGUGGGGGAUGCCAUGCGCAGGAUGCAGGAGAGAAACAACAUUGGCAAAGUCAUCCUGACCACCGAACCCAUGAAAGAGGAGGAAAAGAAAGAGGAGACCAAGAAGGAUGACAAGAAAAAAGAAGACAAGAAGAAGGAGGACAAGAAGAAAGAGGAGGCCAAGAAAGAGGAUAAAAAGGAGGAGAAGAAAAAGGAGGAGGCCAAGAAAGAGGAGAAGAAAGCAGAAGAAAAGAAAGAGGAGGUCAAGAAAGAGGAGGUCAAGAAAGAGGAGGUCAAGAAAGAGGAGGCCAAGAAAGAGGAGGUCAAGAAAGAAGAGAAUUGAGAAACAAGGCUGGCUAAUUAGGCUGAACAGAGGGAAGGGGUUUAAAUUGUGGUCAUUUUAGGGGGUAGAGCUCUGUGUGUGUGUGUGUGUG